AUGAUCAAACACCUCAACAAAGGACGACUACGAAGAUCAGUAGCUAAGAAAGCUCUGAAAAUCUCUACGGAAUCUUACAGUGGUGCGAACUGUGAUGCCAUGAAACAUCAUAUCAGACCCUGUCUCGCUAAAAAUCCUGAUACAGUGAUUCUACACGUCGGCACUAACGAUAUGGCACAGAAAAAUGCGAAAGAAAUUGCGAAAGGAGUCGUUGAAAUUGGUAAUAUCAUCCAGAACCAAAGUCCCAACACCAAAGUGGUCAUAUCUGAGCUGAUCACAAGGACGGACACACCAGAAAACAGAAGAAAAGUGGCUGAGGUAAAUGCUGUUCUUUUAACUAAUUGUAAGAAGAACAAAUGGGGUCAUAUAACCCAUGCAAAUAUCCAAGCAAAACAUAUCAAUCCAUAUGGUAUCCAUCUCAAUAGAGCAGGAACACCAAUGUUAGCUAAGAAUAUUAUAAGUUUUUUGAAUGAGCAAAAUUGA
Molecule: messenger RNA, 483 nt
Organism: Paramuricea clavata
Lineage: Eukaryota; Metazoa; Cnidaria; Anthozoa; Malacalcyonacea; Plexauridae
Source: the annotation of a GenBank genome assembly